Messenger RNA from Tuber aestivum (summer truffle), 1971 nucleotides. The record is from the annotation of a GenBank genome assembly. Lineage: Eukaryota; Fungi; Ascomycota; Pezizomycetes; Pezizales; Tuberaceae.
AGGGCAACAAUCGACCCAAAACCACCAACCGACGACUCUUCUCAUCGGUCCCUUAUUAAUCCUCCACCACAGUAAAAUUCGUCGACCAUCAUGUCCCGCCGUCCCAACCCAACCGCCGACAAGGCAUCACAAAACCAGCAAGUUAUCAAGUCGCUUCUGAAGCUUCCCGGGAACAAGCUUUGCGCUGAUUGCAAGCGAAAUAAACUUCCAAGGUGGGCAAGCUGGAACUUGGGCGUUUUUAUUUGUAUCAGGUGCGUGAUGAGGAGCUCUUCUAAACGGCUCAGGUCCUAACUUCCUCAGGUGUUCUGGUAUCCAUCGUGGCAUGGGAACACACAUUAGCAGAGGUAGGUGAAGCCCUUCCGUAUUAUCACCGGGGAUCGUUUGCUCAUCCUACCACUUUCGCAGUCAAAUCCGUAGAUCUCGAUAGCUGGACAGAUGAACAGCUCCAAAGUAUGUUGAGGUGGGGAAAUUCAAGAGCUAAUAAGUUAGUUUCUCUCCCCUCCCACCAUCGAUCGGUCUUGCUUACAUCUGCGAUAGAUACUGGGAAGCCAAUCUUGCGCCAGGGCACGUCCCUUCGGAAGCGUAUGCAGAUACCACCUUUCUCUUGGGAUCGUCCAGCUGAUCUCCUUAGGAAAAUUGAGAAUUUCGUUCGCACAAAGUACGAGUCCAAGCGAUGGGUUAUGGAAGGAGGAAUUCCCGACCCGGCAACUCUCGAAGAUUCUGGAGAAGAGGACAACUUGGUAGGAAACCCCGGCUAUCCCGCCCAUCUGAACAUUCUAACCUCAUCCCCUUCUCAGCCCCUGAAGGUGGUUCAACAAAAACUCGAGAAUCGACAAACACCUAUCUCACCGCCUCAACGGCCGGCAAGGCAGCAGAAUGUCAAUCUCUUUGACCACGAUGAUGCCUUGCCCCAAGAACCCUCCCGGCCUAGUUCGGUCCCGCCGGCAUCCAGGAGUCAGCCACCGCCAAAGGCCUCUCCUGCACCACCGAAACCGACCAAACCUGCUGAUUCGCUCCUCGGACUAGACUUCUUUGCGGCCACUCCUACCCCAGCCCCACGACCUGCUUCGGUAAACUCUAAUCCGGUCUCUAAUACUUCUUCCUCGCGGCCUGAUCUCAACAGGUCAAUUCUGUCCCUCUAUGCUUCCAAGCCCCAACCCCGCUCUCAACAUGUUAGCAGCCUCUCGAUGACCUCAUCUCAGCAGCCCCAGAGCCCUUCCUCCGGCUUGGGGGAUCUGGAUGGCGCUUUUGGUGGAUUUGGGUUUGGUUCGCAGCCCAGUACAACCUCCAUAUCAACCCAAGCAACUGCUCCACCGCCACCGAAGCCUUCCCCAUUUGCUAGUCUCACAGCUGGAAUGAUGAAAUCUUCAGCGGGCCCCCAGUUAUCGCCGGUACCAAGUGGAGGUUUUUUCGGACCCCCUAGUUCUAGCAUGGCCACGGAUAAAAAGCCUGCACCCAUUCCCUCUGUUAGUUCCGGCCUCGAGGAUCUUUUUGAUUUCUCGUCUGCCCCUUCCGCUCGUGUCCCCCAACCUGCAAUGAGGACGACCAGUUCACUUUCUCCUGCCACUUCCAAGCCGGCCGCUCCCGUCUUUUCAUUUGAUAGCAAUGCUUGGGCGUCACCAGCGCCGACCUCGACUGUUACUACCAAUGAGCCUACCUGUGCAUCCGCCUCGGCCGCAGUUUUAUCGAAUAACAUAUGGAGCUCGCCUGUAACAUCGCCUCCGGCCACGUUGAGCACUAUUACCCCAACUACUGCUAGCGCUGGUGGUUUUGGGGUCGCCACGGAUGAGGAGGACGAGUGGGGUGCGUUUAAUUCUGGCACAACUAGAGCCGGAGGUAAUACUGGCACUGGCACAAGUACCGGUGCCUAUGGAAGGCCGGGAGGUUUCGGAGGAGAUGAUGAUGUUUUCGCAAAUGUGUGGAAAUAGUAUAUCGCGCUGUUUUUUUCAAAAUUACAUGUAAUUUCUUUCG